AUGGCACAAAGCAGCAACCUUAGAUGGGCCUGCAAAGGGCAGCGCCCCGUCAGAAUUGCAAAUUGUUCAGGGGCUCGAGGCGACCCAGGAUAUCAGAUGUUGCGUCAGACUAACAUUACAAUAGAGAUGAAUCUUGCAGAACAUGCGGAAGCUGUGAUAGCAGGAAAGCAUCCAGGUUAUGACCCUUAUGCACUUGAUGGCAUCGAAAAAUCAAUUGAUGCAAUAUGGGAGAAGCAAAUCAAGCUCAUAUUGAAUGCCGGAGCCCUUAAUCCGAGGGGUUUGGCGAAAGAAGUAUCAGAUCUGAUUCGGUCACGGGGAUAUGAUUUAAAAGUAGCGUAUGUUGCCGGCGAUAAUCUUCUUGAAGAAGUGCGAAAGAGCCUGGAGAUAACGGGUCAAUUACCCGCCCACCUUGAUUCCAACAAUGACCAAGUCCAAUUACAAGCGCAUGCUACAGAUUUGUUGGAUACACAUAAAAAGCCGGUUGUUUCUGCAAAUGCAUACCUAGGAGCUAGGGCAAUUGUGAAAGGAUUGGAGCAAGGCGCGGAUAUCAUCAUCUGCGGCCGUGUAGCUGAUGCCUCGCCUGUGAUUGGAGCCGCAUGGUUCUGGCACGGUUGGAGUGACACUGACUACGACGCUUUAGCAGGCGGAUUGGUAGCAGGCCAUCUGAUCGAAUGUUCCGCAUAUGUCACGGGGUCCAACUUUUCUGGGUUUACGGAGUUCGAUACGGAUAUGUUCCUUGAUCUACCGUUUGGCAUUGCUGAAGUGGCCGAAGACGGAACGACUGUGGUCACGAAGCACGAGAAUACCAAAGGCCUGGUCAAUGCAGAUGUGGUCAAAUGCCAGUUCUUAUAUGAAUUGCAAGGAGAUGUUUAUUUGAACAGCGAUGUUAAAGCAUAUACUCGAGACAUUGUGAUCGAGAACAUCGGUAAAGAUCGAGUUAAGGUCUCCGGGUUAAAGGGGGCACCGCCGCCUCCAACCACGAAGCUUGCAAUUUUUUAUCGAGGAGGAUACGAGGGCCAACUCCUUGUGAAUGCAACAGGAUACGGAACUGAUAAAAAAUGGGAGCUGUUCGAGAAGCAGGUGAGGUUUGGGCUCCAAAAAAGUGGCUAUGGAGACAAAUUUCAAUUCCUGGAAUUUCAAAUUUGUGGUACUCCUGCGGUUAAUCCGUCAAGCCAAUUGCAGAGUACGACUUAUUGCCGCGUUGUCUCACAGGCAGAAGAAGCAGAUAGCAUCAUGGCGGUUCCAAAAGCAAUGCAGGAAUUUACGAUGCAACAUUUUUCUGGGUUCCAUCUUUCACUGGACAUGCGAACCGCAAUACCUCGGCCAUAUUUGGCCUUCUAUCCUGCUCUCUACCCCCAGCAGGCACUGAAUGAGACGGUGACUUUCUUGAACCCCAGCGGAGCGGAUGACUUUAGCAUUGCAGCAGGACAUCCUUCGCGGUACGAGCCACUUGAGGCUCGAUGUAAUUAUGAAACAGAUGGCCCAUGCGACCUUUGCUCCUUCGGUCCUAUGAAGACUGUCCGUUUGGGCGAUAUCGCGCUCGGGCGGUCCGGAGAUAAGGGGGCGAAUAUUAACAUCGGGCUGUUUGUUCGAUCGGUAGCCUCAUGGGACUGGUUUCGUACCUUUAUGACGCGUGAAAGAAUCCGCGAGCUAAUGGGCCAGGACGAUCGGGGAUAUUUUAUUGAAAGGGUCGAGUUUCCCAAUCUCCUGGCUGUACACUUUGUGAUCUAUGGGAUUCUUGGGCGCGGAGUUAGCAGUUCGACGAAACUUGAUUGCCUGGGAAAAGGAUUUGCAGAUUAUCUUCGGGAUAAAUGGGUUGAGGUCCCCACACAGUUCUUGGAAGCUUCUGCGAAUCUCUAG
This is a messenger RNA of Coccidioides immitis RS, 1860 nucleotides long. RefSeq lists its product as uncharacterized. The transcript has 8 exons. The record is from RefSeq and is a predicted model, not a curated record. Bases 1 to 1860 code for a protein of 619 amino acids. Lineage: Eukaryota; Fungi; Ascomycota; Eurotiomycetes; Onygenales; Onygenaceae.